CAAAAAAUUGGUCUUCAGCUUGAGUUUCACACAACAUGAAGCUGGUGCUUGCUGUCCUCUGCCUCGUUGUCGCUGGCGUUAGCUCCUCGACGCCUGAUCUGGCACACCGACAGCAGACCAUCAAUCGGCUGUUGUACAGAUCUACUGAACCACUGAGGUUCGAUGAGCUCAAAGCAGCUGCUGCUAACUUCAAGCCUGAUGCAGACACCUCACUUUACAAAGAUGGAGGUGAGGCAGUCGAACACCUCAUGUGUCACCUAAGACGAAACGUAUUGCUCGAGAAACAUCAUUAGUUCUCGCUCUUCAAUGAUCGCCAACGGAAAGAAGCUCUCAUGCUCUUAGAUGUAUUAUUGAAUAGCAAGACUUGGGAGACUGCGAUCAACAACGCUGCUUACUUCCGCGAACGUGUGAACGAAGGAGAGUUCGUCUACGCUCUGUACGCUGCCGUGAUUCACUCCGAUCUUGGAAAAGGCAUUGUCUUGCCUCCUUUGUAUGAGGUCACCCCCCAUUUGUUCACCAACUCAGAAGUGAUCCAAAAAGCCUACACCGCCCAGAUGACUCAGACACCUGGUAAAUUUCGCAUGGAAUUCACAGGAAGUAAAAAGAACCCCGAGCAGCGUGUUGCCUACUUCGGUGAGGAUAUUGGCAUGAACGUUCACCACGUCACCUGGCAUUUGGACUUCCCCUUUUGGUGGAACGAUGCUUACGAUUACCACCUUGACCGCAAAGGUGAACUCUUCUUCUGGGCCCAUCACCAGCUUACAGCCCGAUUUGAUGCUGAACGCCUUUCCAAUAACCUGGAACUUGUCGACGAGCUUUACUGGGACAAGUCAAUCAGAGAGGGUUUCGCGCCGCACACAACGUACAGGUACGGCGGUGAGUUCCCUACUCGUCCUGACAACGUGAAGUUCGAAGAUGUCGACGGUAUCAUUCGCGUCCGGGACAUGAUCAUCCACGAGACCCGCAUACGGGAUGCGAUUGCUCAAGGAUUCAUCACCGCUGCUGACGGAAGCACGAUCGAUAUCAGGAACCCCAAUGGCAUCGACCGUCUUGGCGAUAUUGUCGAAUCAUCUUCAUACAGCCCCAACGCCCGAUACUACGGAUCACUCCACAAUGAUGCACACAUCAUGUUGGGUCGUCAAGCGGAUCCUCACGGCAAAUUCAACCUCCCUCCUAGUGUCAUGGAACACUUCGAAACAGCUACUCGCGAUCCUGCCUUCUUCAGGCUGCACAAGUACAUGGACAACAUCUUCAAGGAGCACAAGGACUCACUUCCUCCCUACACUGCGGGGGAAAUUGGAUUCCCUGGAGUUCACCUGACAAGCGUUGGUGUCGAAGGAAAAUUGGAAACUUACUUUGAAGAUUUUGAAUUUGAUUUGAAAAUGGCUGUUGAUUCAAGUGAAUCUGUCAACGAGGUUGAUGUGUCCGCGACCGUGUCUCGCCUCAACCAUAACGACUUCACCUACAAGUUUGAGAUCAAAAGCGACUCCGAAGAGCACGCUGUUGUGCGUGUCUUCCUGUGCCCUCGUCGUGACAGCAACGGAAUUAUCUUCACUUUCGAAGAAGGUCGCUGGCAUUGCAUUGAAAUGGACAAGUUCUGGACAAAACUGUCUGCCGGAGCCAAUGUCAUCAAGCGCAAAUCAACUGACUCCUCUGUUACUGUACCUGACGUGCCAAGCUUCAGCACGUUGAUUGCCGAAGCCGACAAAGCCGUUGCCGGCAGCUCAGACUUUGACUUCGCUCGAUAUACUAGAUCAUGCGGAAUCCCUAACAGGAUGCUUCUGCCGAAAGGUUCUGCAACAGGCAUGGAAUUCGCGUUGGUGGUUUCUGUUACCAAUGGUGAAUCAGAUGAACAGCACGAUGCUCUUGAGGAUGCUACCACCCAGAGCCACACUCUGUGCGGCAUCCACGGUGAGAAGUACCCCGACCACCAGCCCAUGGGCUUCCCUCUCGACCGCCGCAUUCCUGAUGAGCGCGUCUUCCUAUCCUCGGACAACAACGCCUACACCAUUGUGAAAAUUUACUUCAAGGGAGAACAUUGAAUCAUUACUUUCUUAACUGAAAGUAAACAUGAGUCAAUGAAAUCCCGUUCAUCUUUCCAGUUCCUUGAAUAAAUAUUAUGCUGCCA
Molecule: messenger RNA, 2128 nt
Organism: Hyalella azteca
Lineage: Eukaryota; Metazoa; Arthropoda; Malacostraca; Amphipoda; Hyalellidae
Product: hemocyanin-like
Exons: 3
Coding region: 333-2042 (569 amino acids)
Molecular function (GO): oxidoreductase activity
Source: RefSeq, a predicted model, not a curated record